GGAAGGGAAAGAGGUGGAGUAAUCCUGCAGAAUCUGAGCUGCUGUCCUCAGCUCUGGGGAUGUAAAUUGAUGAGGUCAUAGUGUUUUCCAGUUACAGAAAAGAAAGUUAAAGGGAAAAAAAAAAAAAAAGUUUUCAGCUUGUUUUUCAAGAGAGGCGAAAACUCCGAGGAGCCGAAGAAAUGGAGCAACUUUUAAAACUCCUCCUGUGGCAGAUUUUGCUUCAGCAAAGUUCUGUGUGCUCAUAUUCAGUCCCAGCUGAUGCCUCCAACCCAGCCAGCGUGGUGGUGUCUGUGCUGAACAUCAGUGCAGUUCUGGGCUCCCAGGCCGUGCUGCCCUGCAAGAGCCACCGCAUGGUGUGGACCCAGGACCGCCUGAACGACCGGCAGCGCGUGGUGCACUGGGACCUGCUCAGCUCCUACUAUGGGGACAGCAGGAUGGAGAGGCUCUGUGACAUGUACUCAGCUGGGGACCAACGUGUCUACAGCUCCUACAACCAGGGCAGGAUCCUCAUGCCCGAGAAUGCCUUUGCAGAUGGGAAUUUCUCGCUGGUGAUCAAAGGUGUUGCAGAGAGUGAUGCAGGCACAUAUUCCUGUAAUCUUCACCAUCACUACUGCCACUUGUACGAAACGGUGAAAAUCCAGCUGGUCAUCGCCAAGAGAGGCGAGGAGGCCAGCGAGUACUGGGACGGCGAGAAGCCGGUGCUGGUGGCCCCGGAGGGCAGCACGGUGACGCUGCCGUGCGUCAACCGCCAGCACAUCUGGACGGAGCGGCACAGCGAGGAGGAGCAGCAGGUGGUGCACUGGGACCGGCAGCCCCCGGGGGUGCCCCAGGACCGUGCCGACCGCCUGGUGGAUCUGUACGCGUCCGGCGAGCGCCGCUCCUACGGGCCCCAGUUCCUGCGGCAGAAGAUGAACGUCACCCGCGGCGCCUUCGCCCUCGGAGACUUCUCGCUGCGCAUCUCCCGCCUGGAGAGCGCCGACGAGGGCACCUACUCGUGCCACCUGCACCACCACUACUGCGGGCUGCACGAGCGCAGGAUCUACCACGUGGCCGUCACGGAGCCAGAGAGGGAGAGGAAGGUGGUGAACAUCACCACGCACGCCGUGGUCCCUGCUGCGGAUCCAAACGUGGUCAGGGGCCACAAUGUCAUCAAUGUCAUCAUCCCUGAGAGCAGGAUGCACUUCUUCCAGCAGCUGGGCUACAUCCUGGCCACUCUGCUGCUCUUCCUCGUCCUCCUCAUCAUCGUGGUGCUCGUCACCCGCAGGCGCCGCCAGAGAGGUUAUGAAUACAACGUGAAGAAAUAUGGAGAGAAGGAUGUGAAUCUUAAAGAAUUUACAGUGGACACAACAGAUCUGACCCCACAGAAAAGUGAAGACAUCAGGCUGGAUUACAAAAACAACAUCCUGAAGGAGAAGGCUGAGCAAGCCAGGAGCUUCCCAGCAAAGAACAUUGAUUUAGACAAAGAUUUCAGGAAGGAAUAUUGUAAAUGAAGACAUUCUCAAGCUGCUGGCUGGACCAGAAGCUUCCAUCCAAGAGAGAUAACAUGGAAAAGAGAUGGCUUUUCUUAAUUCCAUCUCCCUCCAGUUCCCACAGAUUUUUUUCCACAUCCACUUUUUUUUUUUCCCCCCCACACAAGGGUGCAAAUGCUUCAUGAAAGAGUUAAACUGUCUUGUGUGCAUUUAUGGGGUUGGGUUGCCUUUUCUUCCUCUGUUCUCCCAAUCCUCCCUUCCCCUUUUCUUUCUUGACAAUUAUUGUUGGAUUUUAUGCAUCAAUGAUUUUUAUGAGCUGAAUCAGCAGAGGUUUUGCUUUGAUGUUAUUGCUUUAAAUAAAACCACCUGCAUCACUAUUCCUGA
This is a messenger RNA of Pyrgilauda ruficollis (rufous-necked snowfinch), 1853 nucleotides long. RefSeq names its product matrix remodeling associated 8 (gene MXRA8). The transcript is spliced from 10 exons. Gene Ontology annotation, biological process: cell adhesion; establishment of glial blood-brain barrier. The record is from RefSeq and is a predicted model, not a curated record. Gene Ontology annotation, cellular component: cell surface; membrane. Bases 180 to 1490 code for a protein of 436 amino acids. NCBI's taxonomy places the organism in Eukaryota, Metazoa, Chordata, Aves, Passeriformes, Passeridae.